UUUGCCAUUUGUUUACAACUUAACAUCGAGAGCGCCGAAGUGAAGUGAAAGCACGUGUUAUUGCAUGAUGCAAAAGCAAAAUGCAGUUUAAUUUUUUUAGGAGAAAUGACUUGAUUUUGAAGUAUAAUUUUUGCUGAAAUCUAUUAUUCGUAUCAAAUUCAACCAGUCAGUUUAAGCAAGUUUAAGGAUCAUGAUUCCGAGAGGGUGGAAAAUUGUGAGGAGGAUGCCUCGCCUCCUGUUCCAGUCAUCAACGCCCUUCAGCAGAUCUCCUGUGACCAAAGGUCACCAACUUUUAAUCUACCCUAGUCAACAACAGUGGUCAGGGAGAAUCUCAUCAGGCCAAUACCUUCAAAUCAGGAGCGUUUCUUCGGAUGACCUCGAAAGUGGAUCCGAUGAAGACAUCGAAAUUGAUUCCAAAGAGGAUGUUGUGUCAUCUGAGGUGUUUCGAUCCUUUCUCUACCCUGAGGAGAACCAACCACUGUUCAAGCAGCUGAACGAGGCCGGAAGUGUGCAGGACAUUUUUGUUUUCCUGCACAAGCACAAAAACGAGCUGAACCCGGUGCUCGUCAGCCAGGCUGUCAUGGUCCUCUGGGACAUGCAAAGACUUUUCCACCAGUUCUGCACUGAAGAAUUUUUGGCUGACAGUGUGGCCGAGUUGAAGUCGUACAUUAAAGCAGUAAACGGGCACCCGGACUUUGAAGCCCUUCUCAGGUCAGUGGGCGAACACUGUGAUGACCUGGGGCCCGACCCACUUACCUGUCUUCUGCUCUACCUGGGGAAAAUGGGUGUCGACCUAAGACACCCUGUGAUGCAAAAACUGCUCAUCGCCGGCAGUAAAAAAAUUAAAGAGUUCCCGUUGACUGCGCUGUCUAGAUUUUUAGUCUCUGUCCAGCAUGGCUACAAUAUGAAGAGCAUCGAGUGGACAAGACCUACUGUUCCAAUAGUGAUUGAAAAACUUAAAUCGGUCCAAGAUGCAGAAGAAUUUCGUCUUCUGACCAUCUGCCUCUCCCACUUGACUCCUCAAGUAACUUCUAGAAUUUUUGAUACUUACAUCUGCAAAUUGAGAGAACUUCUUGCUGAUGGGACUAUUGGAAAACACACGCCAAAAGUUGUUAUAAAAAUUUUAAAUUUCAUGAACUUUGCUCGUUUCUACAAACCUCCGUCUGACCUAAUCAAUCACUUGAUGCUUUGUCUCGAAGGAACUGUUUCGCAACUGAGAUUGGGAGACAUUACCAAUCUAAUAAGGACGACAGAAAAUUUCAUGCAACCUGCAAAAGUUGCCGAGGAGGUUGAGGAUUACGUAAUUAAUUGUCUGGCAGAAAUGGAGCCUCUGACACUGCCAGUGGACCUCUUCAACAGCUCCUUUAUAACUUCAUCCCCUCAUUUCCCUCUGCCUUUAAUUGAGAAAUUAAUUGAUGAGCACAUUAAGUCCGCCUCGUUUCCCAUUAACAUGGUGCCUCUUUUCAAACUGCUCCGAAACAUCAAAACUCCAAACCGAGACCUGUGUGACCGCUAUUGGAAUGGUGUGACUGCUUAUCUCAAGAAGUUCCCCAAAGACUAUAACCUGUUGCUUAAUGUUUCUUUUAAGUAUAUGCAUUUCAACAACAACAUGGGAGGCACAUACAGGAACAAGGAUUUUGAAUCGGUUGCAUCGGAAAACUUGCUGGAAUUGAUGCGCAGUCCUCUGCGCUUCAUGACCACCAUGGUGUCCAGGUCAAGUUCUUUCCUGGUUGCCUACAACAAAGACGGGCUACCUCCCGAGUUGUUGGAGCAGGUCCUCAACAUGGGCAGCCAGUUUUCCAUCGUCGACUGCCAUAACAUUUCCAGAGGUGUGAAAAUGGCAACCUCUCUCAAGAGUGGGAUGAGAAAUCCUGUCAUCCUUGACCAGAUUGUCAAAUUGAGCUCGAUGCUGAGUUCAAGCAUCCGGGGCCACUUAUCUCAAGGCACCAAUCUCUCCAAUAACGACAGCAUGAUGAGAAUUUACCAGAACAUCAGAGGGACUCCGGGUACUGAUCUGCAUGAGCAGCUCCUUUGCAACUCCUCGAUGAUCAAAUUAAAAGACCUGACUGGACGAGUGUUGAAAGAUCUCUCUGCCUCGUUUAUCAGCAACAGAACACUUGUUCCUGCAGCCAUGGAUGUUAUGCAAGAGUUUAUAAUUCAGGAGAAGUCUGGUCUAAUGGGUGUUUCGAUCGAGAGAUUUUUGGCGUUGCUCUACUCCCUUGGUUUCCACUCCAGUCUGACCGAUGAGUGUGUUAAGCACGCUGGUGAAGUAAUUAUGAGGGAUUGUGGAAGGUUGAACGUUUUGUCUGUUUUGAACUCGGCCCUCGCUCUUAAUUUUUACAUGCAAAUACCCAUGGAGUUAGUGCAUUUUAUUUUUACGGUGGAAUUCCUCGAGCGAGUCGACCGAGAACUUGAAUUGUGCUAUUCGAGGGCUGUUUAUCCUGUUCGAGUUAGACAGUUAAUGAUGGAGCUGAAUAGAGGUAUUUGUCUGGAUUUGCCUCAAGCAGAUGUACCUUGGUUUCAUGAAAAGUACUGCCAGGAAAAUAUUCACCUUUUAAACAAUAUCAGCCAGAAUUCAGCUAUACACAAUGAAGUCCUCAACACUCUUUGCAGUGUCACUGGAGGAUCUGAGUUUAUAAAACAGUCCACGUAUUCAUCGUAUUACUACAACAUAGACUUUGAGAUAAUUUUAGAUGAGCAUGAACGGCCAAUUAAUUUAAAGGAAAACAGGAACUUAUCAGACAGAGAUAACUUAUCAAGGGUGGCGAUUUUGCUUAACAGAGAUGCAAAUUACACGAAUGGGACUGUUCAGCUCAACGGCCCAGUUUUGCUUCGAAGGAGACACCUUGAGAUUCUGGGAUACCGUCAAGUGGAGAUAAGCAGAUUUGUCUGGCAAGCAAUGUACAUGGCAGAUGAAGCCUCGCGCCAGAAAUUCAUAGCUGAGCAAAUCUGGCCACACAGAAGACGAAAAAACCCUGAAAAUGAUUUCAAUAGUGAUGUCGAAGACUUGGUGCUAACUUAAAUUUCAUCCGCUUUUCAAAUUGGAAAGAGGCCAGUAAUGUUUUAGUGCGUCUGUGAUAAUUGGUGACGUUAUCGGUUUCCUAUAAUUCCCAUCCCAUAUUGAAAUGAAUCAAGCGUUCACUCAUGCUUUGAAAUAAAUUGUAUGC
Molecule: messenger RNA, 3167 nt
Organism: Neocloeon triangulifer
Lineage: Eukaryota; Metazoa; Arthropoda; Insecta; Ephemeroptera; Baetidae
Product: FAST kinase domain-containing protein 1, mitochondrial
Exons: 12
Coding region: 191-3022 (943 amino acids)
Source: RefSeq, a predicted model, not a curated record